Messenger RNA from Conger conger (European conger), 2387 nucleotides. RefSeq names its product potassium voltage-gated channel subfamily A member 10-like. Gene Ontology annotation, cellular component: membrane; voltage-gated potassium channel complex. The record is from RefSeq and is a predicted model, not a curated record. The transcript is spliced from 3 exons. Bases 359 to 2053 code for a protein of 564 amino acids. NCBI's taxonomy places the organism in Eukaryota, Metazoa, Chordata, Actinopteri, Anguilliformes, Congridae. Gene Ontology annotation, molecular function: delayed rectifier potassium channel activity; protein binding. Gene Ontology annotation, biological process: protein homooligomerization; potassium ion transmembrane transport.
CAGACGUUUUCAGUUACUCUAGGGCGCCAUCACGCAAGCUAUAUGCAUUGAUGCACUUGAUGCGCUUGAGUACAGGGCAGCCUGGAAGUACAUUAGGGACAGAUCAAUAGGGUCAGCUCACCUGUGCGAUCUGUUCACCUGGAUACCGGGUAAGGAAAUCCCAAGACCCAAGACCCGAGAGCCAAGGUGAGGGUUCAGAUCUGAGAGAGGUAAACCUGAGGAAUAGGGCCUCCCUAUGUUGCUCCGGAAGAAUUGCUCCCGAUCGUGCUUUCUUUCACCUGGGUGUGGUUCCCGCUGACCCCGUCACCUGGGUCCAACUCUGGGGGGCUGAGGUGAGCUACGUGGGGUGAGGGAGGCCAUGGAGCUGUCCCUCGUCAACCGUGAGAAGCCCGAGGACGUCGGCAUCGACUUGGCAGACGUUUCGGUCGACUACCCGAUGGAGAUGAGCACGCUAGCGAGUUCGGACAGCCGUAGCCGGGGCAACAAUCGACUGAGCACGCCACCUCAUUCGCCACCGCGGGCGAGACCCGGACAACAACGGGUGUCCUCGCCCACAACACCUCCCAUACCGUCCCGGCGAGGGAGGCUGAGCAGUGGCAGCCUGGUCAACAACUGGAAGCUGCUCCUCAACAGUGAUGUGGCACAGAACGAGAACGUGCUCAACAAGAUGGCCCGGGAGUGCUGCGACGACCUUUUCCUCCAAAAGGAGGGAGGGAGACAUGAGGGGGAUCAGAAGGUGAUCAUUAACGUCGCAGGCCUCCGCUACGAGACCCAGCUUAAGACCUUGAACAAGUUCCCCGAAACCCUUCUGGGGGACGCCUUCAAAAGGAUCAAGUACUUUGACCCCAUGAGGAACGAAUACUUCUUUGACCGCAAUCGGCCCAGUUUCGACGGGAUAUUGUACUACUAUCAGUCCGGGGGUAGGGUCAAGAGGCCUGCGAAUGUUCCCCUGGACGUCUUUGCAGACGAGAUCAUUUUCUACCAGCUGGGAAGUGAUGCUAUGGAGCAGUUCCGUGAAGAGGAGGGCUUCAUCAAGGAGCCAGAGGUCCUGCUGCCCACUAACGAGGUGCACCGGCAGUUCUGGCUCUUGUUCGAGUACCCGGAGAGCUCCAGCGCCGCCCGGUCGGUGGCCCUGGUGUCUGUCCUCGUCAUCGUCAUUUCCAUCGUCAUCUUCUGCUUGGAGACGUUGCCCGAGUUCCGUGAGGAUCUGGACACCUUACCUGCCUACCUCCACCCCAAUCAGACCCAGGGUGGCAACGGGCCCCUGGCCCCUGCAAAACCUGCCCCGAAGAGUCUCGCCGCAACCUUCACCGACCCCUUCUUCAUCGUGGAGACCGUCUGCAUCGUCUGGUUCUGCUUUGAGCUCUCUCUUCGCUUCGUGGUCUGCCCCAGCAAGAAGGACUUCUUCCACAACAUCAUGAACGUCAUCGACAUCGUCUCCAUCACCCCGUACUUCGUCACCCUGGUGACCGAGCGCAUGGCCACGCAAGACGCCAACUCCAGCCAGAACAUGUCCCUGGCCAUUCUGCGCAUCAUCCGGCUGGUGCGCGUCUUCCGAAUCUUCAAGCUCUCCCGGCACUCCAAGGGGCUCCAGAUCCUGGGCCAGACCCUGAAGGCCAGCAUGCGCGAGCUGGGGCUGCUCAUCUUCUUCCUCUUCAUCGGAGUCAUCCUCUUCUCCAGCGCCAUCUACUUUGCCGAGGUGGACGAGCCGGAGACGCAGUUCAUCAGCAUCCCGGAGGGGUUCUGGUGGGCCGUGGUGACGAUGACCACGGUGGGCUACGGGGACAUGUGCCCCAUCACCAUGGGGGGUAAAAUGGUGGGCACCUUGUGCGCCAUCGCCGGCGUGCUGACCAUCGCCCUGCCCGUGCCCGUCAUCGUCUCCAACUUCAACUACUUCUACCACCGCGAGACGGACCAGGAGGAAAAGAACGUCCUGGACACGGCGGUGGAGGCGGGGCAGAAAUCGGGCACUGCCACCAAGGGCAGCGACGCAUCGCUCAACAAGGCCAACAGUGACUGGCAGAGUGACAAAUCCCAAAACGGGAGGUCCUAAAAUAAAACACAUCAAAAAAAAAAACUCCUUAUCGCAUCAUCUAUGCAGCCAACUCAACCGAAUGUCAGCUGGAUUACAGUGGAAUCAGCAGCGUACUGCACAAUAAAAGGGAUUAUUCAUUUCUCUAUUAACGGGAGAUGACCGCAAGUUCUUCAAAGAGGCAUCUAAACUGUGCUGACAAAGCUUUUUUGUGGUUUUGUCAAUUAUUGAUUCAGGUAUUUUUAGAGGAAUGCUUUUGCAUACUGCUCAGGUUGUUAAACACAUAUCCUACUUUAGGACAAUAUAUAGCUAUUUUCAAAAUUGAAGUUAUCAAAAUGCAUGUUGUUGCAUAAUU